This is a messenger RNA of Trypanosoma conorhini, 963 nucleotides long. RefSeq lists its product as uncharacterized. The transcript has a single exon. Gene Ontology annotation, molecular function: protein binding. The coding region runs from base 1 to 963 and encodes 320 amino acids. The record is from RefSeq and is a predicted model, not a curated record. NCBI's taxonomy places the organism in Eukaryota, Euglenozoa, Kinetoplastea, Trypanosomatida, Trypanosomatidae.
AUGGCAUCGCUGAACACAGAGCUUGCGCUUGUGAAACGAUUUCACGCGUUGAGCAAAAACUACGAGAACCGCCCGGUGGUUGCUCGCCGCAGCACGCUUCCGGCGCUGGUCCGUUUUCUGGGAAGCAAGGAUCGAGAGACACGAAAGUACUCCCUCGCGGCUCUGCAACUCUUGGCAGAGCACCCUGAGAACGUGGAGCUGCUCACCGAGGAGCGUGCGCUUGUGAAGGAGGUCUUUAGGGUGCACAAGGACGCCGAAUACGACGAUCCGGAGCUCUUCGACCUGACGAACAAAGUUCUCGACCUGCUAGAGCCUGCUCUCGUGGGCCGGGACCCCAGACAGCAGGAGGCGCCUGAGGCAAGGGACGUGGGUUGUAGUGGCGGCAAUGGUCGCAUGGAGGACACUAAGGCGAAUGACGGCUCUUUUUUGGCGCGACGAUCGCGAGCUGCUCGUGUCUUACGCGGCGUUGGGUCCGACGCGAUCCACACCGUUCUUCUCGACAUACCCGCCCUUGACCCUCGAAACGGGGAUGACCUAGCGACCAUUGAGGACAUUUUUCAGUCAACGCGUGGGGUCCUGUCGUACUCCAUCUUCUUAGAACAAAGACAGGCGCAACUGUUUAUGACCUGCGAAACCCGGGCCUUGCGGCAGUCGCUUUUAGACUCUGGCUUUGAGUUCAUUGUGGUGCAGGAUGACGUGGUGAACCAGGGCAUCUUUGGCGGCGACGAGGGCGGCGGCCACGUGGGCAACAAUCGUGGUUACUACGGCGGGGAGGCUCCGCCGAGGCGGCCCUCGUACCUAGAGAGCCUCACCAACACCCUUUACGAGACUGCGUUGGUGCUGCGCGGCGGCGGCGGUCGAGACGACAGUCUCUCCGGCCGUGUGCGGCGCCAGCAGGACCGCGAGCAGCGAGGGACCUCCAUGCUGGGCCAAGUGGCGAGUGCCCUGUCGAAGUGGUGGUGA